Exserohilum turcica Et28A is the source of this 417-nucleotide messenger RNA. RefSeq lists its product as uncharacterized. The coding region runs from base 1 to 417 and encodes 138 amino acids. The transcript has a single exon. Lineage: Eukaryota; Fungi; Ascomycota; Dothideomycetes; Pleosporales; Pleosporaceae. Gene Ontology annotation, molecular function: oxidoreductase activity. The record is from RefSeq and is a predicted model, not a curated record.
AUGAACAAAAAUCCACCCACCAAGUACCCCGUGGUUCUCACGGCGCUGACGCGCCGCAAAGAAGGCACGACGAUUGAAGAGUUUCUGGACUACAACGAGAAUGUUUUUGCGCCCUUGGUCAAGAAAAUAGCCGGCAAAGUGUACCCGUUAUCCUGGAGUCGGCACUACCAUGUUGAAGAUUCCGAGUGUCCCAUGGGCCUCACGCGCAUCCUGGUGGGCAGCAACGUAGACGAGUCCAUGGACUGGGACGUGAUUGGGGAGAUGCUGUUCGAGGACGAGCUGCACUUGCAGCAGUUUAUCACCUUUCUGCACUCGGAUGCUGCCCUCGAGAUAUUCGAAGAGGAGGCCAAGUUUAUCGAUCAGUCAAAGAAAAAGAUGGUGGUGAUGAAGAGGGCGGUUACAUUCCGGGAUUCAUAG